Messenger RNA from Dromiciops gliroides (monito del monte), 431 nucleotides. RefSeq names its product 40S ribosomal protein S18-like. Gene Ontology annotation, biological process: translation. Lineage: Eukaryota; Metazoa; Chordata; Mammalia; Microbiotheria; Microbiotheriidae. The transcript has a single exon. Gene Ontology annotation, molecular function: structural constituent of ribosome; RNA binding. The record is from RefSeq and is a predicted model, not a curated record. Bases 1 to 309 code for a protein of 102 amino acids. Gene Ontology annotation, cellular component: small ribosomal subunit; ribosome; cytosol.
AUGGCCAUCAUAGCCAUCAAGGGUGUGGGUCGAAGAUAUGCCCAUGUAGUACUGAGAAAAGCAGACAUUGACCUUACCAAUAGGGCUGGUGAGCUUACUGAAAAUGAGGUGGAGCGUGUGAUCACCAUCAUGCAGAAUCCUUGCCAAUACAAGAUUCCAGACUCGUUCCUUAACAGGCAGAAGGAUGGAAAGGAUGGAAAAUAUAGCCAGGUUUUGGCCAACGGUCUGGACAAUAAACUUCAUGAGGAUCUGGAGCAACUGAAGAAGAUUCGGGCACAUUGUGGGCUUUGGUACUUCUGGGGUCUCUGAGUCCUGGGCCAGCACACCAAGACUACAGGCUGCAGGGGUCGAACUGUGGGUGUGUCCAAGAAGAAGUAAACAUCUUCACUGGCCACCUUGUCUAUUAAUAAAUAGUUUCUAUCAAAAAAAAA